AUGGUAAAGUUGACUCAUGAAGAUACGCAGCGCAUCAAAACUGCUUUUCUCUCUUAUUCACAGGGUCAACCGAAGGUGACGGAGCAGAUGAUGGACCAACUUAUUUGUGGUGCCAUUCCGGGAAUUUCAUGGGAAGAACUUCAGGCAAAGAAGGGCCCCAAGGCAGCGCAGGGAUAUGACCGCAGCGCGUUCUUUUCAUUGGUUACUUCUGACGACCGGUACGUGCAGUUUAUUGUCGCCAACUUCCCCCCAGCACCUGAAGAGGAAAAGGCGCCGCAGGUCGAUGCAUUGGAAUUGAAAACUGCAAAGGGUUUCUAA
Messenger RNA from Trypanosoma brucei brucei TREU927, 318 nucleotides. RefSeq lists its product as hypothetical. The coding region runs from base 1 to 318 and encodes 105 amino acids. NCBI's taxonomy places the organism in Eukaryota, Euglenozoa, Kinetoplastea, Trypanosomatida, Trypanosomatidae. The transcript has a single exon. The record is from RefSeq and is a predicted model, not a curated record.